This is a messenger RNA of Helianthus annuus (common sunflower), 1128 nucleotides long. Its product is annotated as GDSL esterase/lipase At5g33370. Bases 1 to 1128 code for a protein of 375 amino acids. The record is from RefSeq and is a predicted model, not a curated record. NCBI's taxonomy places the organism in Eukaryota, Viridiplantae, Streptophyta, Magnoliopsida, Asterales, Asteraceae. The transcript is spliced from 5 exons. Gene Ontology annotation, molecular function: hydrolase activity, acting on ester bonds.
AUGUCUAGGUUUCCACUUGCUUUCAUUUUCAUAUUUCUUGUUUUCAGUCCUCUUUUAGGGUUAGGGGCAGACAAAAAAACGCCUCCUAACCCGAAUGUCAAAGUAACUCGUCGAGCUUUUUUUGUGUUUGGAGACUCGUUAGUAGACAAUGGAAACAAUAACCAUUUGGCUACCUCUGCACGAGCAGAUUCACCUCCUUAUGGAAUUGACUAUCCGACUCAUCGUCCCACUGGUCGUUUCUCUAACGGCCUCAACCUACCGGACGCCAUUGGAGAACUCAUUGGUGUGGAUCCAGUAUUGCCAUUUUUAGAUCCGGCUCUAACGGGUCAGAAACUGUUAAACGGGGCGAACUUUGCUUCAGCUGGAAUCGGGAUCCUGAACGACACUGGAAUCCAAUUUGUUAAUAUUAUUCGGAUGCCGAGUCAGUUGGAUGACUUUGGGACAUACAAACUUCGUUUGGCUGAUCUAAUCGGCACCGAGAAAGCCAAAAAACUCGUCAACGAUGCAUUGUUUCUAAUCACCUGUGGAGGCAACGAUUUUGUGAACAACUAUUUUCUGAUCCCGAAUUCGAUUAGAUCGAUUCAAUAUAAACUCCCUGACUAUGUCCCGUUCAUCAUCUCCGAGUACGAGAAGCAUUUAACGAGGCUUUAUAAUCUAGGAGCUCGUAAAGUAUUGGUGACAGGAACCGGGCCACUAGGUUGCGUGCCUGCGAGCCUGGCGCGAUUUAGUAAGCAAGGCGAAUGUGCAGCCGAUCUCCAACAAGCUGCUGGUCUAUUUAACCCGCAACUCGUAAAGAUGGUUAGUUCGCUUAACAAAAAGAUUGGAACCAACAUCUUCACAACCGUUGAAACGAAUCUUGUGAACUUGAACUUCAUCAAUAAUCCUAAGGCUUUCGGGUUUAAGACAUCACAAGAAGCAUGUUGUGGACAAGGACCAUAUAAUGGGAUAGGACUUUGCACACCAUUUUCAAACAUAUGUAAAGAUAGAAACGCAUACGUGUUUUGGGAUGCGUAUCACCCGUCGGAGAGGGCAAACCGACUUAUCGCGCAAGAGAUAUUCCAUGGGAAGAAGUACAUGAACCCGGUGAAUCUUAGCACCCUUAUGGUUAUGGAUUCUAACAUGGUUUGA